Molecule: messenger RNA, 908 nt
Organism: Pelecanus crispus (Dalmatian pelican)
Lineage: Eukaryota; Metazoa; Chordata; Aves; Pelecaniformes; Pelecanidae
Source: RefSeq, a predicted model, not a curated record
AUGGUGGCCUGGAGGAGAUGGUGGAGGAGCUCAACAGCGGGAAGGUGAUGUACGCCUUCUGCAGGGUGAAGGAUCCCAACUCCGGCCUGCCCAAAUAUGUCCUCAUCAACUGGACUGGCGAAGGCGUGAAGGACGUGAGGAAAGGAGCCUGCGCCAACCACGUCAGCACUGUAGCAAACUUCCUAAAGGGGGCUCAUGUCACCAUCAACGCGCGCGCGGAGGAGGACGUCGAGCCCGAACUCAUCAUGGAGAAGGUCGCCAAGGCCUCUGGGGCCAACUACAACUUCCACAAGGAGAGCAGCAAGUUCCAGGACUCGGGCCCUCAAGCUCCCGUGGGCUCUGUCUAUCAGAAGACGAAUGCAAUGUCCGAGCUCAAGAGAGUCAAUAAAGAUAAUUUCUGGGCCAAAGCUGAGAAAGAUGAAGAAAACCGCCGGCUGGAGGAGAAGAGGAGAGCGGAGGAGGAGCGGCAGCGGCUAGAGAGAGAGCGUCGGGAGCGAGAGCUGCAGGAAGCGGCGGGGCGAGAACAGAGAUAUAAAGCGAGAUCCAAUGAAAUCGAAGCCCAGAAGAGACUCCAGCAGCAGCAGGAGGCAGAGAACAGGGACAGGGAGCAGCAGCAAUGGAAGGAGCAAGCCGAGGAGUACGAGGCCAGGCAGCGGAAGGGCUUCAAGAGAAGUGAAUCGGUGGAGAAAGCCCAGGAGGCUGCGUCGCUGAUAGCGCAGAGGGCGGUGAACCCCCGGGACAUCUUCAAGCAGAGGGAGAAGUCGGUGCCGGCGGACACGGUGACGGCUUCCCAGCCAGGCAAGCUUCGCAGCCCUUUCCUGCAGAAGGAGGUGAAUUCUGUGCCAAGUCCUGCCUCUCCUGUCUCUCCUGCCCGGGAUGCUCCCCCAGCCUCCUUCACCCCCUCCUCU